Solenopsis invicta (red fire ant) is the source of this 11512-nucleotide messenger RNA. RefSeq names its product protein unc-80 homolog (gene unc80). Bases 301 to 10959 code for a protein of 3552 amino acids. The transcript is spliced from 50 exons. Gene Ontology annotation, biological process: monoatomic cation homeostasis. The record is from RefSeq and is a predicted model, not a curated record. Gene Ontology annotation, cellular component: cation channel complex; axon. Gene Ontology annotation, molecular function: monoatomic cation channel activity. NCBI's taxonomy places the organism in Eukaryota, Metazoa, Arthropoda, Insecta, Hymenoptera, Formicidae.
CGGCGGCUGCGUCCAACACGCGACGAUGAUAUUGCGCGAUAAUCGCGCCUUUUCGUAGAAUAAAUUUUACUCGAGAGAUAGAAGAGCGUAUGAAUCUUGUGUGGGAAGACGAGAUCGUUUUCAUUUUGGUUCUCGAUUCUUGUGAGCAUACGGCUUUGACGUUCCCCAAUCGAGGAUUGAUCCACUCCGGCUGAUGAGUGUUGUUGACUGUACCGAGGGUGUGUUCAAGACAUAUGCGUAUUAGCGGCUGGAGUCGGAAGGGUCUGUUCUGCGAGAGUUUUAGUAACAUUUGGAGCAAACAUGGAUAAACGGCGAUCCAUGGACGGAGGAACGCAGGAAUAUCCUUUGCCUGCUCCGGUUCAGAUGUUCCUUUGGAGUAAAAUAAGGCCAUUUAUUCGAGCUAAACUAGGAAAACUUCAUGAAGCGUCUUGCACGUUCUGUCAAAACGCGCCAGGCCAUCAUGAAAUGAAGGAAGCAUGCACGUGCCUUGAAAGGGUUUUAGUGCAAAAUCUCCACAAUGAUGUGGUACCCUCGCUAAGUAAGAUAUUGAGAACCGUGCCACGUUGGCGUUUGAUUCAAGCCGCUCUUCCUUACGUCCUUCAUGCUACGGCCAGCCUCUUGCACAAUAGGAAGGAUUUUCAGACUCUCGGCACAAUGGAAACGACUCUUCUUUACAUUCUUCACUGGAUACUUUUGGAUUCAGCUGAAGAAUGCGCGGAGAACGAGUCCGAUCCGUCGAAUCCUUUUUUCUACUUGUUUCCGAUACCUACCAUGACUCUCUUCAUCUAUCUAUUUGCACCUCUAUGCAAUCACUUAAAGGACAUUGACUUCAAGUCGAGUUUGCGAUUAGAGAACGGCCUAAAAGUAUGGUCCGCCAUGUACGAAUGCCGUCAUCCGGAUGCAUCUUGCUUCACAGCGCAUUGUCGUGGCAAACCGCGCGUUUAUUGGAACCAAGCUUUUAAAUCCGCCAAGCAUCACAUGUUGAUGGAUGGCGUUUUCGUUGGAGGAAAUGUCGAAAGUCCUCCCAGCCAAUCGACUUCGGAACAAAGUGCUCCACCGUCUUCGAGAGUAAUUGACGAAGAUCAACAGAGUACUUGGCUGUCCUCACCAAAAGACACGGUUUUCCCGGAAACGAUCCCUGAGGAGAGCUCUGGCGCAGAGGACGAGCACGUGGUAAUAUUCAGGUUACCAUCUUUGACUGAAUCGGAGAGAAUGCUUGACGGAGUAAAAGAGGUUUCCACCAUAUUCGCGGGCGAGGCGAGCAUCUUUCACGUCGCGAUGGGCAGGACAACCACCUCCUCGAGAUCUACAAUAGAACAGUUCACGAUAGAACAAGUCACGGCAAUUUCCGGAUUGGACACUUGCAAACAGUAUCACGGAAGAUCUACGAAAUCCGGAGGUAUGGAUAAGGAGAAAGAAGAGAAAACUUCUAAGGCGGAGAAGGAAGUGCAGGAAACUUCCAAAACGCGUGGAAGUUUCUCGCUGCAACGUCAAGCGGCUGCAGAUACACCUGCAGCCGAGCACAUCACUGGUUCUACAGUCGUUGAUUCGGACGUUCGUGCGGCAACCUUUCUGGACGUAGCCACUUUGAGAUGUUUGUUCGUGCCUCAAUGGCAGGAGGAAGGCGUGCACUGGGCUCUCCAAUUUUUCUACUACCGGCUACGAAGAAUCAACGAAGAAACCUCAGUGCAACAGAUGCCACGUCGCCGGAGCAACUCCUUGCCUAUUCCGAAAAUUGAAGUUUCGAUUUAUCAAAGCCCCGAGAGCAAGAAAAAGGACGUUUCUAUAAAGGAUUUCAUAGAGGUGCCUGACACGCGCGAUCCCUCUUCGACAACGGCCCAAGAAGGCGAAUCGAAGCAUACCAGACGCGCCAGCGAGAAAACGAAAAAGCGCAUGAAGAUGGCCGAUCUCAGAGCCUUUGUGGAAACAAAGCUUCUAUCAAAAUCUGACAAGGCACUUGAGAAGAUUGGCCAGGAAGAACCUAAAAUGUUAUUUGAGCAGGAACGUCAUACGAGUCUUGAUACUGGAGAAGAUCAUCUGACCGCAAGACCGACUUCGGUACCAAGCAGUUCAAAAAUUUUUGAGGCAAAAGACAUUGAUUACAUGAAGCAUCCUUCAAAUCUAAUCAAAGGAAAGAGUAUGCCGAGUUUAAGCUGCUUGAUUAACGAGCUGACCGCGGGAGGGUACAUCGGCGAUACUCGCAUCGAGAGGAAGCAGAGUCAGUUUUAUAGUCAGUCUUACGCCGCGCCGAACCCUAUUAUCACUGUCACGGAACACACGCCAACCCCAUCCCCUGAUUAUAUGAAGCGUCAGGGAUCCAUCGACAGUCAAUUAGAUGUCAUCAGCGUUCAAGGUCCUCGUUUGUGUUCCGAGAGGAAACCCAGUCUUACGAGGUCUCAGACGGAUUCGAACAUUACUUACAUGAGCGACGAAAUGCCGGAAGCUCCAGGUUCUGCGUGUUAUAUCACCAAAGAAGGUGAUAUUGAUCUGCAAGUCGUCUUGAAGGCGAUACACUUCGUCGCUUUGCGAGAUAAUACCACCUGCACGCCGCGAGUCUGCGAGAUUAUGCUGAACUUGAUGGAACUCUUAAUGGACAUGGGAGUGAUGAAGCAUUGCCUCCGAGAGGAAGCCAUCGGCAGUAAUGCAGGAUCCGGUACGGGGAUCGACAAUAAGUCCGAAACAGGAAAGAAGCAGGAUUCGCCAACAGAAUUACAUCAAGAACCUAGAUACGAUUCGAACGGCAAGGACAAACCGACCGCUCACAAUCUUCUUAUGAAUUGCGUGAUCAGAGUGCUAAGGCACCUAGGCUGUCCACAUGGUUGCCUAGACGGAGUGCGCGGGCCUCAAGCUGAUAUCUGUCGAUCCCAAGGCCAAACUAUCUUGACAAAACUGCAUCGUGCGAGUUCCCGUCAAUUCUCACGAUUCUUACGAGCGAUGAUGCGGGAGCAACCGCUGACAGAAAUCUUGGACUUCUUUCACGCGUACGUUGGAUACUGCGUCGAUCCAAGUUCAUUGUUAUCGCCGCUAAACCAAAAAAGAAUGUCGGGAAAAUCACCGGACGUGGUCACCCAAAGUGGAUACGCGACAAACUUUGGUGCUGGCAUGAUCAGUUCUGGAACCGGCGGGAGCGGGGUCGGUACUUCCGGCGCAAGCGGCGGGAACAUGACGACGAACGGCGUCGCGACGUCGUACAACACCGGCGGUUACGGAGCGCGUGGUAUCGAGGGGCAAAUCUUUGCCUGCGUCUUCAAAGUCUUGGUCACGCGGCUCAUCGAUUCCACAAAGCAUCUAAAGGCGCAAGAGAACAUCAGUCUCUAUUGCGACGUGCGACAAUUGAUGACCUACGUCAAGGAAGCGCACGGUGGCAUUUUUCGGCGGGUCGCUCUAAGCGGAAUUCUGGAAUCCGCGGAUCGACCGAAUAAACGAUGUAACAGCAACAUGCAGACAACACGUGUCAUAAGACAUAUUCAUCAAUCGGAUUUAGAGGAACACCCGGAUAUCGGAGGAGACACGUGUUACACCGUUGACGACAGAGGCACGCGCAAAUUUCUCUUUAAGAAAAGGAGCACAUCGUCUACUUGCGCUGCGGGCUCCAACUUGCAGAGUCUUCUCGAGACGGAAUUGAGCGAGGAGAACAUGAAGAUCAGUCAAAGCCCGUUGGGUAAUUUGCGCAAGAAGCAUCACGUGUUGACACCCAGACAGAGCGAACGUAAUUUAGGCGUUGGCGAGCCUUCCCUGGGACCGCGGAAGUCGACGCGAUUUCAAAUUGGCGGUAUCGUUAAUUGGUUCCGGAAGGAGUACAGUCGGACCGAUUCCACAGAUAGCCAUGAAAGUAGUGAAUCGCCCACAGACGGCAGCUUUGUUAGACAACCCAGCUUCCAUUACGGCCAUCAUCGCAACGCGUCGCGAAGCGGACGUGGGGUUGGUGUAACUUUGCAAAAAGCGAAACGUCGAAUGGAGGAUCAGUUGAAUAAAAUCGGUUUCGGAAAGAGCAAGAAAAAAGAAAGCAUGGAAGAGACGCCCGGCAACUAUUUCAGUCGAAAGAAUUCCAUGGAGCUCGGCGAGGCUUGCAGAGAAUCCGAGUUCGUUGUACUGAAAGAGAGAAGAUUGGUACCUCGCUUCGCUGUGUUCGAAGGAAUGUUACGAUUCUCCUUUCUUCUGGAGACCUGUCAACCAGGCUCUGUUCCCGAUCCCCAUCUGAUGGCGUCGCUUCUGGACCUUCCGUACGCGCCAGUAGUAUCUCGCGCUUGCUUGAUAUUGGAAUGCGCGAAUUUGGUGCACCAAUGCAACAAGGGCCACUGGCCCGCGUGGAUGAAGCACAAUUUUCCCAUAUUUCGACCGUCUGUGCCGAUGAACAAUCGAAACGCCUCCACCGCGCUCAGACGCGUUCACGUACUACAACGCACCGCGGGAAAAAUGUUUUACCAGUGGGCAGAGGCUAUAGGAGCACGUUUGGAAGAGUUCUUGGCAGAGGAUAAGCAAAAUAUGGAGCAGGUGACCAGCAUAGUGUCCGACGAGAGCAAACAAAGAGAUUUGGUUCUGGAAGACGAGGAGGAAGAUUUUCUAGAUGAUGCGAGCAUAAAUAAUUACGGAUCUCAAUGUCCAUUUGCCUUACGUCUCGUCGCUUGCGUUCUGUUGCUGGAAGUGACAGCUUUCCUGAGAGAAACUUACCAAACUUUGCCGAAGUCGAGUAAAUUGUUGACGAAAGAACGUCCUCCGCCUUGGGAAAGAAUGUACAGUCGUGAAGCGAAUCGACGGUGGAGCGUGGCUUUAUCGUCCAUGGGCCAUUCGCAAGCUUCCGCGCAGAGUCUUCAGUCUAUAGCCGGUGAUCGUGAAGUUGUCGCGGAGCGCAAAAUCAGUUUUGUCCUCUACGAACCCGAUAAUGAGUCUGAGGGAAGCAGCAAAUCGAAUGUUACGAUUCAAGGUGAGGAACUCCAAAAUGUCGAGAAGGAAAAAGCGAAGAGGGUGCAGACACCUCAAACUAGACCAUUCCUUCUUCGUCGCAGUACUGCCGGAGCUGCGACUGGCUCGUUUAAAAAGAGAAGCCUUAAACUUCGUCGCAAUACUAAGGAGGGCAAAGAAACGGAGUGCGAGGCGUAUACAGUAAAGCGUGCCGAUUCGAUUCAGUCCAAGAGGAAAGUGAGCUCGCUUUCCGACAGAAGUGACACGUCUGAACCUGGUGCCGGCGGUGAAGUCAGUGGCGAUGAAUCGCCGGGCAUUCUCAGCGACGAUCAACCACCGGAGAGUCCGAGUGACAGCAACGAAACCGAUGAGACCAACAAGAAUUUCCCGUGGAUGAAGGUGCUUGUGCAGGUCGCCAAUUCCUUCAAUUUUUAUUGCUCUCAUCAGAACUUCUGCCAUCCUUUUUGCCAUCGACGGCAAAUGCGCGCUAGCAGCAGAUUAAUAAAAUCCGUUAGAAAGAUCUACGGAGAGAAAUUUGGUAUACUAAACGGUACAGGUCUAUUGGAUAUUGACACUGAUAAGAAAGAGGACAAGAAAGACAAACGCAGCCGCAAAGUGUCUGAUCAAACAAGCACGCAGGUGUCGCCUAUUCGAAGAAAAGACAGCGUGGGACGCAAGUACAAAAUAGAGAAAAAUCUAGAUGGUUCUCAAUCUGGUCGAUUAACUCAAAGGGAUUCCUCGAAAGAUCUCGCAGAGCAGGACUCAGAAAGAGGCAAGGAGUCCCUGAGAAGGACUACAACAAAAUACGACGUUGAAGAGGAAAGAGAUAAAGAGCCACCGCCAAUCUUGAAAUACAUAAAGACUCAAGUGAAGGAUGCUUUCCAUGCACCUUUGGCGACUUUAAUCAAAGGGGCGGUCGUCAUGACGGAAGAUCUGUUUGUGGAAGUGCUACCUGUCGCGUGGGAGCUCUUAUUAGAAUCCAAUCAAGAAGUCGCCGCAUCAGCAGCGGCGCUUUUUAUAAUAUCGGCCGUGCGAGCACCGAAUCAGGCCAGCGAUAUAAUGCAUAAAGGUCUUCAGCACAAUAAUACUAGUGUGCGCAUCAAUGCUAUUUUGCGAUUUCAAGUUUUAUGGAAAUUACGGUAUCAAGUGUGGCCGCGGAUGGAAGAGGCGGCUCACUUAACUUUCAAAGUACCUCCACCAGGAAUAGAAUUUACCUUGCCUUCGCCGAAAAUUGGAAUAGAAUCCUUACCGGUAGUUGAUCCGCCCUGGAUGCCUCAGGUCAAAACCAAAAUGGAAGAAGUCACUAUCAAUCAGGAACAUCAUAGAUCUUUGGUAACUGCAACGAAGACGCGAAAGAAGCAGCAGACCGAACUAAUCACGAAGGCUCUUCAGGCACAGGAUGAUAAAAAGCGGGAAGAAAGAGAAAAUUUUUUAAUUACGACGAUACCGAUUACUGUACAAGCCGCUUACGAGCCCAGCCCAGUGGGCGAUGAUCACGAUGAAGGUAUAUAUAUAGUCCAUCUUUAUUCACUUCUUGCAAUAAUUCUCUCAUUAUUUUAUGAAAAUAAUGUAGGAGAUGAAGAUGCUGCUGAGACUGUCCCGAGGAAUACUCAAUCGCAUCACGGUCAGUCAGCUCUCUCGUUGUUUCCUUCAUCGCUAUGUUCAGCGAUUGUUCAAAUUAUUAAUCUUUUGGACGAUCCAGCGGUCUCUGACGAUGGAAACGCGGUAUAUGAAGUGGCAUAUCAGGUAAUCUGGAGUUGUUUGGUGGAAGAUAGCGCUUUGUUUCUUCGAUACGUGCUAGAGCGUCUCACGAGAGAGAAGCAAGAGUUGAUGUUCAAAAUUUUGAGACAUCUUAUUAGAUUUGUGCCGAAAUUACCACAACAGGCUGCGUUUGCACUGUACAAUUAUAUUAUUGGAUAUGUCAUGUUUUACGUGCGUACUCCGCACGAGGAGGGCCAAAAGUUGAUUGGAACCGCAUUGUCAAUCUUGUGGAUGGUGGUGCACAGUGUACACGGCAUUAUGUUUAAAGAUCUAAAGCAAAUCCUGCGGAAGGAACAAUGUGAUGCGUCAAUCCUACUUACGGCGAAUGUUCCGUCAGCGAAAAAGAUAAUCGUUCACGGCCCACAGGAUCCCGAUGCCGGAGAAAUACCCUCGCAGUUUCCGGUCCAAGAGGACACGCAAUUUUGCCAGAUACUGCGAGAGUCUUUGGACUUUUUCGGUAUUGAAGAAGCGAAGCAUCAAGAGUAUUUCCUUGUAGAUUAUAAGACGCAUCAAAUACACAAUCCUUCGUCAUACGUUAGAGACUACUAUUUCUUCAAGAGAUCUCAAUUUCCGCAAAUUGAACUCGUUCACAUGAAGCCGGAAGAUGCAUUCAACGCGUUGCAACGGCAGGAAUUGAUGCACAAAUUCGUAGAGAUAGGAAAGGUACUGUUGACCUGGGCGAUUCUGAAGAAUGUCGAUAUGGUAGUGCAAAGAGUUGUGUUUCUUCACGAAGAGCUUAUGAAGCUACCAUCAUUCCCGCGAAAAGCGCUGGAAGCGGACUUAGAUCUGUACAAAGGCGGUGAAAUUGGGAGAGAGCUUCUUGGGCUGGACGUGAUGCAUAAAUUUAUGUGGGUUAGACUGAUCGCGCGCAUGUUCGAGGCCAUGGCCGGCAAUUUCGCGUAUUCUGGUGAUAUACAUCUCUUCCUGAAUGUUCUGAAUGGCGCCGUGAUCAUUCACAGCGAGGAUUCCUGCAUUCUACGCUACGUCGUGGCGACUUACAUAAACGCUGCGCAUAAUUUCAAAAAUAUCUUCUCGACCAACGGUUACUUGCUGAUCAUGCCGACCUUACUACAGCUGUACUCGACGCAUCAGACGAACAAGCUCGUGACGACCACUGUCGAGUAUGCCGUUAAACAAUUUUAUCUCAUGAACCGUAAACCCUUUAUUCUACAAAUGUUUGGCAGUGUGUCCACAAUAUUGGACACGGAUUUGAUAAGCGUUCACGGCGAGGCUCAUAAGGUUCCAUCUACGUGCCUAUUUAACUUAUUAUUGAGUUUGGAAACUCCGUCGCCGGAUCCACUCAAUAUAGGAGAAUUGGUGAAGGAAGAGAAACCUUUAAAGGCGAUAGAUUUUUGUUACCAUGACGAAAAUGAAAUGGUCGACGUACUCGACUGUAUAUCUCUCUGUGUGAUGGUGAUAGCUUACGCUCCUGACUCGAUCAGAGGUCAACAGAUGCUGACAAUAUUGGAAGCAAUACUGCCGUGCUACGUUCAACAGAUCCAAUUACCUACGUAUAAUAAAGAAGGCAAAACGGAGAAGGAGAUAAUAAAUCAAUUAGCAAUUGCAGUUAGGACAUUAGUCAAUAAUUCCGAGGCAUUGACGAAGUAUUAUAACGGUCCGCAAAAAUCGAGCCCCGAGCACAAAGGUUCUAGUCAAAGAAAUUUCGGUAAAGGUCCGUAUUCACCAGGUUUCGACUUCGAAGACGACACUCAUACGAAGUACAUAGAGCACUCGAAAGCUCGACAUUUUUACGAUCGAGACGAAGAUUUCCAUAAAAACGAGUUUAGGAGACCACGUGAUACUUUAUUAAAUAUGGUUGGAGAUUUCGUAGCUCGGUGUUCCACUCGUUUAGUAGAGCUCAAUAAGAAGUCUCAAGACGGAAAAACCAUUGAGUUGCUGGAUUCAAAAUGUCAUGUGCGUCUGGCUGAUAUCGCUCAUAGUCUUCUAAAGAUCUCUCCAUACGAUCCGAUCACUAUGGCUUGCCGUGGUCUUAAACGAUACAUGAAUGAUAUUCUUCCUUCAACGGAGUGGGUGGCCGACGAAAUGAGGCCGGCGUUAACGCUCAUUCUCAGAAGAUUAGACAAAACAUUCAGUAAAAUACACAAGAAACCAUCGAUCAGAAGGAAUACGGAUUGGGUGGCUGCCAGUAAUCUUUUGCAAGGAAUUUACGAAACUCUGGCGAAAUCUCCAUACAUUGCGCACUUUCAAUAUUUAAAGACGUUGUUAUCUACAUGUCAGGCUUUAAUUGUUGGAGACAAUCUAUCUGAAGAUUUAACUUCGGCUUCUACGGCUGCUUUAAUGAACAAGCUGCCCUCUCCAAUUCCACCUCCGCAUUUUUGCUCGGCGGUGUUACGUCUGAUUGCUCUACAUGUGAUAUCUUUCGGCGAGGGAUAUUCCUUGGAGAAUGUUAUCGGUGGUCAGAACAUGUUCGCUACUCAAACACGCACGGAAAAUGCACUAUUGAACUUGUUAAUACCACUAUUUCUGCGCGUUGGAACUGGAAGAAAAGACGUACCGAGACUGAAACAAUCGGACAUCUCUUUUGCUCUAACAACCGUGUUGAACACACUUUGGCCGCCGGGUGCAAAACCGAUACCGCUGACGAUGCAAAGACCACCGACGGAUACAAGGACCGGCAGUAUAACGUUUACCGCGAGAGAUCCGAAGGCUUUAACGAAAACAUCGUUAACAUUAUACCAGGUCGCUUUUCUAGCACUUAAAAUAAUGACAAUAUGUUUCGAAACUGAACUGAGAACUGAAUGUCGGGUAAUUCUACGCGCAAUGCGUCUUCUGAAUAAGCGCAACGAAGCUUCCACAUACCUCUGGAACUUCAUAGAAUUUAUUGUGACGCAUCGUACAGCCUUGUACAUUCAAAUGCUUCCGUUUAUCGUGUAUAAGAUCGGACAAGCGCCGAUAUCUGAGCACGAACGAAACAUGCACUCUAUCAUACGCGAGAAGAUCCAUGGUAGCAGUACCACCGUGCCAAAAUCGCGGGGCGCGCUGCUGUUGGAUCUCAUUCACGAAUUAAAAAAUCUAAAGCAAGAAAUUGAGACUCGAAGAUGCGACGAGAUGCUACCGGAACCUAAGAGAAGCGUGGUGGAUAUGCAUUCGAUAAGCGAGGGCCAACCGCGUACUCAGAGGCCGUCCCUGCUGAUGGACCUUUUGACCGGUGAUUUGGGAUCGAGAUCUCACGCAAAUCGUACGCCUUCUGAGACACCAGUGUCUCAUUCCACAGCGAUUCAAUCGCAAUCUUAUUCGACUCAAUCCAAUACGAGUAGCACUGUUAAAACUGCACAUCCCACUCAAGUAACAGCACCGCCGAACGGCGCUCGUAUUGGUGGAUCCGUAUCGAGUACUAGCGCUGGAUCUGCUACUCUGCGUGAAGUGAGUGAAACGAAAGAAACCUGUGCCGAGCAGCCGCCGUCGACGACAGAUAGAUUCCAAUCAUCUUCUACUAGCGAUGAACGUAACCAUGUUAAGCUUCAUUCUAUCUUACCUCACCAAAAGGCGCCAAAGCUGCGCUUUGUCUCUUCUGUAGAGUUUAGAAACUCAUCAGGGGAGACGGUGACGGGCCAGCUAAGUCCAAGCAGUCCGACCGAAGACAGUUCCGGAGAAUUACGUACCGACAGGCCUCGCUUACAACGUUCUAUGGGCCAAAGCAAGAAGACCUUCCGCUUAAGAAAAAGUCGAAAGAGUCACAUUGAGACGAAAUUGGAACAGACAAGUGCGACCAUCGCGGAACAAUCAACGACUCAAUCGAAAACGAUAACGCAGACGUCAUCGGCGGCGGAUCCAUCAUCAUCUAACAUCCCAUCCAAUUCCUCGUCCGUGCGUUCCAAGCGAAGUCUGUCUACUCGCAAAUCGGACGGAGAUAAAAACUCCAAUGUGCCUGCGGACCAGCAACAAUUCCACGGAGCGGGACAUCAGCAUCAUCAUUGUCAUCACCACUUUCAUCACCACAUGCAUCCUCAGGCGUCAGACGUGUCCUGGGACGAAGACACGUCCAGUACUUCCGGGUACCGUGAGUCGUACAGUAUGCAGAUCGUGUCAUUAGACGGCAACAAUGCUCGCUCGGGCCAGGCACCGCCUUUGGCAUCGCCGGAUCUAAAUGACAUGCCAUCCACGAGCAGCACGACCACGAAUUAUAUUGCCUUCGAUGGCAGUUCUCCGGAUUGCUCGAUGAAUGGCAGCGGAGGCGAGAAAACCGCUCUGUUAACUUCGAGCCAGAAAACAACUUCUCAGCAUUCUCUAUUAAUGGUCUUUCAACCAAAUCAGGAUGAAGAUACAUUAAUAUAAAUCGCAAAAAUCCAUUGAUUGAGACUGAUAAUUUAAUAUGAUCAAUGUGAGAGGUAAGAAUUUAAUGAUAACUGAUAAUUCAAAUUCAUGUUUAAAUAUCGGGAUUGAUAUACAUGGAGGAUUAUAAGAUCACUAAACUUAUUUACCUCUUAAAUCCUCCGUGGCUAGUGAGAUGUAUGUGUCCUAUCGUAAUUUGGCAUAAGAAAUGUUUUUAUACUAAUACAAUGAAUUUUACAAAUCGUAAAUGUGAGACGUAUAUAUGUCCCGAUAAUUAAACUUCGUGAAACACGUAACGUUCUGUUUAGAAUUUUUGCGAGAUAGCUGCGAUAUAGUAUAUUUUGAAUAGUCUUUGAAGAGUCUUUUAAUAAAAUAUUAUAAAAUUGUUAAAGCACAAGCAGAGAGAUCAAAUUGAUGAUUCGUAAAAUUUAGCUUGUUUGAUCACGUGCAUUUCGAUGCUUUUAAAGAGUUUAGACUAGGCAAUGCAGUAGGCCUAAUCGUUUAUAUGCUGUGAUUGUAUAUACAGGCAUAUUUGAAAUAAAAUACUCUACGAAUA